Messenger RNA from Solea solea (common sole), 4099 nucleotides. RefSeq names its product thioredoxin domain containing 11 (gene txndc11). The transcript is spliced from 13 exons. The record is from RefSeq and is a predicted model, not a curated record. Lineage: Eukaryota; Metazoa; Chordata; Actinopteri; Pleuronectiformes; Soleidae. Bases 221 to 2803 code for a protein of 860 amino acids.
ACAGUCUACGUGGGGAAGAAAGGUUGGUCCGCCCGUGUUUGAACGCCGUACGCACCCAGCAGCAGAAAUGUCCAAUCCAGGUUAACUCUUCCGUCUUCCCUGCGAAACAGUCUUCCCCACUCUCCACCCAACUUCACCCAACCUCCGCCCACUUUCAUUGAAGCAACGAAAGCAACAGUUGGGGCGUAUAAAUGGCACGGGGAGGCGACAACGGGCUGUAAUGCUGCGCCGGGUGCGGCAGUCUCUCCGGCAGGUGCUGUUUCUGAUGGCCCGGAGACCGGACCUUCUCUGCGGGGCUAUCGUGCUCAGCGUCCUGCUCAUACUGGCUGUUAAGUUCACAUGCAGCCGUGCUAAAAAUGUGGUGGCACCAGCUCGACCUCCUGUGCGGUUCUUCUCUGCUGAGGCCCCAGUAGUCGACCUCUACAUGGGUCAACUGGACCAGGUGGAGCGUCUGAAGAGCGUCGCAGAGGUGUCUCUCAUUUUCUUCUACGCUCCAUGGUGCGCUCACUCCAUGGCUGCUCGACAGGAAGUGCAGCAGGUUGCUAAGAAGCUGGCCAAACAGGUGCAGUUUGUGGCUAUUAACUGCUGGUACAGUCAGGGCAAAUGCAGGAGGCAAACCCACUUCUACCAGUAUCCCAUCAUUCAUCUGUUUUACAGAAGGUUUGGGCCGAUUGAGUACAAAGGUCCAUUUGUGGCUCCGUAUGUGGAAAGUUUUGUCCUCCGAGUCAUCACGCCACUCACUUACCUGCCAUCAAAAGACACACUCAAAGACUUCCUCUCCUACCACGAGUCUCGAGUGGUGGGCUUCUUCCAGUUUAACUCCUCCCCUCAGCCGCCAGGAUACAUCACAUAUUUGUCGUCUGCCCUGCAGGCUCUUAAAAGAGAUUUCUACGGAGUUGUACGUUUCGGGGUGGUCACCAACAAACAGGUGGCAGAAGCCAUCUCACUAAACGAGGAUGAAACUGUUUACCUCCACAGAAGAUUCAACUCCCCUUUGAUUUUCCCUCGACUGGAACGUAACUUCACGUCGGAGUCCAUCUCGAGCUGGGUGUUUGAAAACCGCGAGACGGUCCUCCACUGGCUGCAGCCGCCGGGAACAAAGUCCCGCCUCCUGGAGCAGGAGCUGACCAAAGGUCCUGCGCUGCUGCUCUUCCUGCCGCAUAAUCCACUCAAGUCCAAUCCCAUUCUGCACCAGAUUGCUGAUGUCGCUCUGCGCUAUCACUCCUGCGAAAAGAAUAACCACUCCGGUUUGGACAGACGUUUGGACACCUCCCACCCGCUGUGCUGUCAGUCGCUGCUUCUCCCCGAGUCCAGUACAAAUGUGUGCGACGUGUGUCUCAGCUCGUCGGGAUCAAAUCGGACCCGCCCGUCCAUGCGCUGCGCGUUCCUCUCCACAGCUCGGGGCGGAGACGCGGUGCAGUCUUAUCUGCGACACUGCUGCCUCCACCAACUCCCUGCUCCCGUGUCCUCGUCGGGCUGUAGCAGCUUUCUGAACAGCUACAGUCCCUUCAGUCAAUACAGUGCCUGCUGCAGAAAAGUACAACCUCAACUCAGUGACUCACAAGCCAAAGAGGAGCCAGACUCGCAAAGACUUUCUCCUACGACGCCUUCUUUGUCCUUGCCGCCGCCUUCUGUCACGCAGCGGGGGGGCGACGGUGGCAUCACGGGGCUGCGUUGUCAGACCAACAGGACGCUCAGGUUUUAUUUGUUGGACGUUGCGCUGAACUGGCCGCUGGCCGUGAGGCUCGGAGCGACGGGCGACAGGACUUCAUCUCUUCACCAUGAGGCCGGUUCAUCAGGCGACGCCCACAACAACAGCAGCAGCAGCAGCAGCAGCAGCGACAGGUCGUUUGCAGCUAUUGUGAACCUGAAGGACGAGGUCCAUUAUGUGCUCCAUCGCAACGCAGCGUCCACACUAACAGAGUCUCUGGAGGCCUUUAUCAGGAAUUUCAGCGCUCCGUACAGUCUCUUGGACAGACACUUGGUGGGAGAGGAGACGCAGAGUGGAGGUGAAGAGGAGCACCAGCAGACGUCGCCUCGCCCCCUCAUCGCAGAACUCACCACCUCCUCGUUCCUGCCCUCCAUCAUGGAUCUUCAGAAGGACGUGCUGCUGUUUUACUACACUCAGUGGUGCGGAUUCUGCUCCGUUCUCAACCACAUCAUCAUCCAGCUGGCCCGAUUGUUACAGGGCAACAGCACCAUCACUGUGGCCAGGGUGAACGUUGCCCGCAAUGAUCUGCCCUGGGAGUUCAUGGUGGAUCACGUUCCUUCCAUCCUUCUCUUCCCUAAAUACAGAAAACACUUCAGUGUAAAGUUUCCUGACAAUCUUCCCAUCACGCUGCCCAACCUCCUGCACUUCAUCCUGCAACACUCUGGCUCUGCGCACGACGCAGACAAACCGGUGUCAUCGCCCGAGGCGGACGCUUCAGGGCCCAGAUCCGUCCUCCGCGCCGAAGUCCUCGCCCUGCAGAGUGAACUCCAAGUGCUCCAUCAAGCCCGCGAACGUCUCUCCCGACAGCUGGCGCAGUUGUGGCGCGACAACCGGCGCCUGAUGUUUGACGCUCAGAGCUUAGAGGCUCAGAACGCCGAGCUGCAGCGAGAGAGGCAGAGCCUCGAGGAGCGGCACGAGGAGAAAAGCCGGCAGCUCGGGGACGCGGUCAGGCGCCUGCAGGAGCUGGCGGACACUUCAGAACACCUGCUGAACCAGAACAUGCUGCUCAGGAUCCUGCUGAAGGCGCUGAAGGACAGGACGGAGGCAGAGAGGAGAGAGUCGGAACAGAAAAGAAGCCAUUUGGCCUCCUGAACACGAGACUGCGGGGAAGCAUGAGGGAGAACGAGCAGGACUGGAGAGGAUGAGGAGAAAUGAAGCUGUGAUUUAACCUGAGGGAAUAAAACAGACCCAAAGAAAGGCAACGACCUAGUAAAUUAUAGUAAGAGAAAAUCAGGAGGAAAGGACAAUUAUUGUGAUUGAGUCAUGACAAGUAAAAAAAACCCAACCUGUGAUGAUGGUGGGCGUGUCCUCACUUAAGAACACUGUAGCGUGGGAAUUCAGUGCCAACUGUUUCGUUUCAGCGACAUUUUUCCUAAAAAACUCUGCAGCUAAACUCAUGUUACUGUAAAUCCUCACAAGAAACACUAGUUUUAAACAGUGGCUUCGAUCAUGACCAGCACAAAGAGGGGGUACAUUAGCAAAUUAAAGGCAAGAUCACAUGCUUAAUGUACAUUUUCACAGCUCUAAUUCUAUCAGUGCCACUCUGCUUUUUACUCUAUGAUUGGUGAUGAAGAAGCACGGAGACGAGAUGUGCAGAGUAACAACAUCACCUCAAAACACUAAAGAACGGGAUGUUCUUUUCACAUUAAAAGCCUUACUGUGAAAGGAAGUUGCUCUACUUUUAUUGUUAAACUCCUGGGAGGUGUUGACAUUUCCUUUACUGCUCCAUAAUUUGGUUUAUGAAUCAAUUGAACUAAAAAAAAAUGACCUAAAAACAAUUGGAAAUGCAGGUGAAAUGGAAGUUAUUUCCAAAUGCUGAGCUGUCGGACAACCUUUACACUUUAAUUCAGAGAAUCAAGGUCAAAAUGUACAAACAAACGCUUCAAAGUUAGUUAAGAAUUGAGUUUUCAGUAAUAAAUAAGAAAUAAAUAUUAAAUUGUCCAUUAAACUCAUAACGACUCAAUAAACUAAAAUAACUUGUCUCUUUUUGUGUAAUUAGUAAGUUUUUUUGGGGGGAAAUUAAAUGUUAGCUCUUGCACUGGUGGAGUUGUUGCUGUGGAAAUAAACAUUAUGUUUAGGAAACAAGGAUAUGAUGAUGAUGAUGAGUGUUGGCUGCAGGGAGAAGCAAGGGCUAUUAAUGAAGCUGACAUUGUUUCACCUACGAUGUGUAGGAGUGCAAACAAUAACAAUAUGAGCACUUGAAAUAAUCUCACUUUUCUUUUUUGAAGGGGGAAACAAAAUCUUUUUUUUUCGAGGAAUCACUGAUUCCUUGAGUCACUAAACUAUUAUUUCAAGCUAUUCAGGUAUUAAAAGAUUGAGAUGCUGCAAUUGUUUACAUGUGAAAUGUUGCACCAGUUUGUACUGAUUGAUUAAAAAAAACAAAAAGUC